Scophthalmus maximus (turbot) is the source of this 2872-nucleotide messenger RNA. It is a transcript of the gene trhr2, whose product is annotated as thyrotropin releasing hormone receptor 2. Gene Ontology annotation, biological process: phospholipase C-activating G protein-coupled receptor signaling pathway. Gene Ontology annotation, cellular component: membrane. The record is from RefSeq and is a predicted model, not a curated record. Gene Ontology annotation, molecular function: thyrotropin-releasing hormone receptor activity. The transcript has 8 exons. Lineage: Eukaryota; Metazoa; Chordata; Actinopteri; Pleuronectiformes; Scophthalmidae. The coding region runs from base 916 to 2268 and encodes 450 amino acids.
GGCCCCGUGAACUUAGCAGCGCUAGCUAGCUAGCUAACACCGGGCUAACCCACCGGGGCUAACUCCGUCCUCACUGGAACAGAAAACCUUUCCUGGCGCAAUAUAAGACGAACAAACUGACGACUUAGAUAAAAGAGCACAACUAGCCGGAGAGCGUCGCUUCGUGAGCGCGCGCACUGUCGCACACUAGCUUGUCUUUCCAUCAACAAUGCAGCCUCCGUUGCAGCUAAGCUAAAAAGCGCAGCUAGCUGCUAACUGCUAACUGUUAACGGACCACACAUUUACCACUCACCUUGCCGACCCGGAGCUGUUUGAAGACGGCAGUGCUUCGUUGAGAACUCCCCUCUCCGGCUGAUCUCUGGUGUUUUUUGAAGUCUACAGUAAACGAGUGAACGCUGUCAAUGAAGCUCAGUCGUCAUGAAACACAUGAGCCCUGACAGGAGCAGGAGGCUGGAGAGCACAGGAGGCAGAAGGGCGCUGCGCGGAUGACGAGUCAAGCCAGAGUAUUCGAAAGAUGGAAACAGGCUGGGAGAAGAUUCCUGAGGAGGCUGACAGGAUGCAGAGACGCACCAGGUGACUGGAUGGAGGCCUGAGGGGUGUCUGGUCAUCCUCGGAAAAUGAGAUCAACAUGUCAUUCUUCUUCACUGUUUGAAGUUCGUUAAAAAGACAGUAAAGCUGAACAACACUCAAGGCAAGAAAACAACUAAAGAGCUGAUUUCCAUCAUCGUUUCUUCCUCUGUCGCGAUAAAACCCUGUGAGUCAUGAUGUCUUUAUGAUUGACUUGUGCCCCAAAUGAAGAGGGAAAAAACCAUGGCAACAUUUCAGAGUCAAGCCCAUCAUCAGCGUUAGCUUCAACGGUCAAAGCGUUUGAUUCAAGGACACUUGGGGAAUAAGGAGGACAGACCCUUCACAGACAUGACGGACAACACGAGCUCCCGAGUCGACACCCCGACCAACAUCUCUCUGAGUCCCAGCGUCGGCGUCUCCGAGUACAAGACGGUGUCGGUGUUCCUGGUGCUGCUGGUGUGCGGCGUGGGCAUCGUGGGCAACAUCAUGGUGGUGCUGGUGGUGCUCACCACGCGCCACAUGAGGACGCCCACCAACUGUUACCUGGUCAGCCUGGCCGUAGCCGAUCUCACGGUGCUGGUGGCGGCGGGGCUGCCCAACGUGGCCGACAGUCUGACGGGCACGUGGGUCUUCGGCCACGCCGGCUGCCUGGGGAUCACCUACCUGCAGUACCUGGGCAUCAACGUGUCCUCCUGCUCCAUCACUGCCUUCACCGUGGAGAGGUACAUUGCUAUCUGCCAUCCGAUGAAGGCUAAGACCAUGUGCACGGUGUCCCGGGCCAAGCGCAUCAUAGCUGUGGUUUGGAUCUUCACCUGUGUCUACUGCAUGAUGUGGUUCUUCCUGGUGGACAUUCAGGUCGGCCAGGACGGACACGUGCAGUGCGGCUACAGGGUGAGGCGGGAGCUCUACCUGCCCAUCUACCUCACCGACUUCGCCAUUUUCUACGUCGUCCCGCUGCUGCUCGCCAUCGUGCUGUACGGCCUGAUCGCGAGAAUCCUCUACCUCAGCCCUCUGCCCAACCAUCCCGACGCCGGCGCCACCACGCUGCGACGCAGCUGCCGGGAGACCUCUGAACCGGGGAAGGGCGGUCGCCCGGGCCGCCCAAGGACGGCGCUCUCCUCCAGGAAACAGGUGACCAAGAUGCUGGCGGUGGUGGUGAUCCUGUUCGCUCUGCUGUGGAUGCCCUACCGGACUCUGGUCCUCAUCAACUCUUUCGUGUCGACGGCGUAUCAGAACGACUGGUUCCUGCUGUUCUGUCGGACGUGCAUCUACGCCAACAGCGCCAUAAACCCUGUGAUAUACAACGUCAUGUCCCAGAAGUUCCGCUCUGCGUUCCGGGGGCUUUACCGUUGCCAGCGGCCAGAGGGACUCCGGCGGACGCUGUCCACGAUCCAGACCGGCCUCGGCACCGUGCGAGACCCCCGGACGUCCCAGGCCAACAGCAAGGGAGCCAACGAAAGGGCCAGGAGGUCCAUCCUGAGCGCCGCCACGGAUCUGACCACGCAGCAGAACAGAAGCAGCCUUCAGGAGACCGGCGGCGGCGAGAAAUCCGAUCGGCCUUUUGACGACAACCCACCAACUUUCAGCUUUGGUGAGGGUCCGUCACAAACAACUGGUGAGGAGGAUCUGGAAAAGCCUUCUUCAAAUGACGCCGCUGUAGAUGUCAAACAAACAACAAACGACAAACAGGAAAAAAUGUAAAUAUUCCCAUUAUUACCAUGUUGUAGGAUAUGAAGGAAAAAAAACACAAAACCAACAGAUCGGGUGAUUUUCUCAUGCACACGACAACAAAAGAUAGAAGAAAUUUCAGUAACAUUUUUUUCAUGAUUUAAAAGUGGUAGUUUCUGCAAUGACCACUGAGGGACACAUGUAAAUACAUUGAUGAUGACGAGGAAACGGCUUAAUUCAUUCCACGUUAUACACUGUAAAACUACUUAUAGAUACAAACCUUUAUGGAAAUUAACGACUUCCACAAACUUUGUCCCAUAAGUCAGCGUUCCCUUUAAUGGAUGAAAACACCGACACCGGUCAUCAGCCCAUUGUUGGCUAAUGUCUUAGCGCUGUAGUGUAGCUACGCUAACUGUACCAUGAUGAAUGAUAUCAGCUUCCUGGUUUCAUCUUUAAUGUCAUGAAAUGAGUGUAAAUAGCUUUUCCCAUAAGACCCAGUCACUAUGAGGAUUUAUUAGAUAGAUGAUUUUUGGGGGGUUUUCAUUAACAGUUUAUCACUUAAAGCUACAGUGUCAUUUUUGUAAUUUUCUGGCGCCAUCUGGUGGUAAAGUUGCAAACCGUAACCAACUGAGCGACC